Brassica oleracea var. oleracea is the source of this 540-nucleotide messenger RNA. RefSeq names its product auxin-responsive protein SAUR21-like. Lineage: Eukaryota; Viridiplantae; Streptophyta; Magnoliopsida; Brassicales; Brassicaceae. The transcript has a single exon. The record is from RefSeq and is a predicted model, not a curated record. Gene Ontology annotation, biological process: response to auxin. The coding region runs from base 77 to 373 and encodes 98 amino acids.
CAAGUAUCAAAACAAUCUAAGCAUUUAACUUGUUAAUCCUCAACCCAUCUUCAAUUGAGAUUUUCAAAUACUAUAAAUGGCUUUGGUGAGAGGUCUCUUAGGUGCAAAGAAGAUCCUUAGCCGCUCUGUAGCGGCUAAAACACCAAAAGGGUUUCUUGCUGUGUAUGUUGGCGAGGACCAGGUCCAGAAGAAGAGAUAUAUUGUUCCUGUCUCAUAUUUGAACCAGCCUUUGUUUCAAGCUCUACUCAGUAAGUCUGAAGAAGAGUUUGGGUUCAAUCAUCCGAUGGGGGGCUUAACCAUCCCUUGUCCUGAAGAUACUUUCAUAAAUGUGACUUCUGAGCUAAAGGGGAAGAUGUUCCAAAGGAGUAGAUAGAUCUAACGUUUUCUAGUCGUGAGUUAGAGAUAGAAUUAUUCAAUGUAAAUAGGUCAACCUUUUUCUUCCUCGUUCUUCCUGAGAAAAAGAGUUGUUCAAUAGGUUCAAAGCUUAAUGUAAAUGAAAUUUUUGCUGUUAAAUGUGUCUAUGCUAAUGAAGAAAACUUU